This is a messenger RNA of Amaranthus tricolor (Joseph's coat), 1807 nucleotides long. RefSeq names its product F-box/WD-40 repeat-containing protein At3g52030. The transcript is spliced from 9 exons. Bases 120 to 1388 code for a protein of 422 amino acids. The record is from RefSeq and is a predicted model, not a curated record. Lineage: Eukaryota; Viridiplantae; Streptophyta; Magnoliopsida; Caryophyllales; Amaranthaceae. Gene Ontology annotation, molecular function: protein binding.
UUUACCUAACAAAUCUCAACUUGAAAACAUCAAUAAAUUGAAAUUAAUUAAACAAACAGUGCAAAUUGGGGGGUUUCAGUAGCAGUUGUAAGUCGUAAGUCGUUGUAAGUUGUAGAGAUAUGAAACCCCCAAACACAACCAGAAGAACUAUCAAUUUACUCGACCAAGACAUCCUCUGUAUUAUCUUCUCUAUCCUCGAUCUCUUCGAUCUUGUUCGCUGUUCUUCUGUCUGUAAAUCAUGGAAUGUGAUCAUAAACACAUCAAGAUUAAUGCAUACAUUGUAUGUCAAACAAUGGGCUAAUGAGGCGUCCAGCUCUUCACUUAAUAUGGGAGGACCAUUGAACGUAUUCCUUGAGGAUCUUGCAAUGCAGAAUCAUAGGUCUGCCCUUGUUCAAGGUUCUGUUUUUGUUGAUCAAUGGAAAGGUCAUACAGUUGGGAUUGACCAAUGCCGAAUGAAGAUGGGUUUGAUUCUAACCGGCGUAGGGGACAAGCUCAUGCGUCUAUGGUCAUCUACAACUUACAAAUGUUUGGAAGAGUACUCUCUAUCUGAUCUGGGCCCACUGGCAGAUUUUGAUUUUGAUGAGAACAAGGUUGUUGGUUUGGCUGGAACCCGUUUAUGUAUAUGGAUGCGCCAUCGAAAUCGUAGCGCAUUUCCUUUACGUGAAGGCACAUUUCCAAAGGGCUUAUGUAUGAGGUACAUGGACCCAGAUGCUAUGGUUGGAUGUCAGGAUGGCACAGUUAGGGUAUUUGACAUGUAUAGUAGUACAUGUUCUCAAAUAAUUCGGAUGGGAGAUUCUGGUAUAAAUUGUUUGGCUGUGGGAGAUGACCAACUGGUUUUGAGUGGUUCAUCUCAUGGAGGCAUAAAACUAAACGUUUUGGGUCAAUCAUCUAAUCAGCGAGUUUCUAGAUUAAAGCCCAGCGAUCUUCAAGGUGUAAAGACCUUGUGCUACAAUCCGUCCUCUCAUUUGGCAUUUGCUGGAUCAAUCAAUGGUUAUGCAGAAUGUUGGGACCUUAGAAAAAUGAAAAAAUUGUGGGGAUAUCGAGUGGGUCCCAAUGCAAUCUAUUCUAUGCAAUUUCUGCGCAUGGACAUGUCAACACUAGUUGUUGGUGGCCUAGAUGGUGUUCUACGUAUUCUGGAUCAAAAUACUGGCGAGAUUCUCUCACGCUGUGUGAUUAGAUCAAGUGCAGUGAAAAUAACUUCAACAAAUAGCUUGUAUGGCUCGGUUGAAAGGAAACAGGUGAAGAGAUUAACGGAAGAUUCAGGUAUCUCAAAUUUUCCAUUAAUGACUCGACAACCCAUAAGAUGCAUAGCUGUGGGGAUGGGAAAAGUUGUUACCACUCAUAACACCGACUUCAUCAGAAUGUGGAGAUUCCGUGAAACAAAGUGAGGCAGUAGUCAAAAUCACAGUAGAAGUCUAGGGCGUAUUCACUGCAUUGUAUGCAAAAACACCUCAUAAUCUUGUUGAUCUUGAGCUAAAUUUUAAUUAUUGAGCAUUGAGAUGAGCUAUUCUUUUUUCUUUUUUUUUUUUUGUUUUAGGACAUCUGAUUAUUAUUUCGGAUACGAUAAUUGGCAGGUCGAAAUUAUGUAUAUAGUUACUUUCCAUUUACAAUGUUAUUAUUUCCCUUUUCCAGGGAUUCAAAGUUUCCACCAUAAUAAGAUGAGCUUAGUUUCCUUGAAUCCUGUAAAAACUUCAGUAUCCGAACAAGUUUCAAUUUUUAGAGAGUGAUGGAUAGCUGAAGGUUUGUUCUCAUUAUAUUUUUGUGUAUCUAUGUAUCAAAAUAAGAGCAGAAAAAUAGUGAUUUUGGC